Amaranthus tricolor (Joseph's coat) is the source of this 612-nucleotide messenger RNA. RefSeq lists its product as uncharacterized. Gene Ontology annotation, cellular component: nucleus. Lineage: Eukaryota; Viridiplantae; Streptophyta; Magnoliopsida; Caryophyllales; Amaranthaceae. The transcript has 2 exons. Bases 1 to 612 code for a protein of 203 amino acids. Gene Ontology annotation, biological process: chromatin remodeling. The record is from RefSeq and is a predicted model, not a curated record.
AUGGACAUGGUCAUGGAUAUGGUGGAUGACCUUAUUGGGCUUGUGUUUAAGAUUAUUAGGUUAGGAUUCAUUGGGGUUGUUGUACUGUAUAAUUUGUGGGCAGAUUUUGAAAGUAGAAUAGAUUUCUUGAGGAAGGAAACUAGGUGGAGGGGUCAAAAAGCAAGCGUUUUAAAAGGUUAUAAGCUAUGGUAUGUAGGUUUGGAUGGAAAGCGAAGUGGAGUCGGUAUUCUUGUAGCUAAUGAUAUCCUAAAGCAAGCGGUAGAAGUUAGGAGGUGCAAUGAUGGGAUUAUGCUAGUUAGAAUAAUAGUGGGAGAAGAGGUCAUAUCGAUCAUUAGUGCGUAUGGGCCGCAAGUUGGGCUAGAUGAGGAAGUGAAACGUGAAUUUUUGGAUAACCUAGGUGACCUUAAAGAUACCAUCCCUGCCGAUGAAAAAGUUUUUAUAGGUGGAGACUUCAAUGGACACAUUGGUAAGGAGACAAUUAACUAUAACUCAGUUCAUGGCGGGUUUGUUUAUGGUGUAAGGAACGAGAGUGGAGAGAUCUUGCUUGAGUUUGCAUUAGCAAAGGAGUUCAUUAUAGCAAACUCGAUCUUAGAAAGAAGGAUGAGCACUUGA